AUGGGAGAAAUUCCAGGCCCAGUCAUUGAAAGAACCGUAUCGGCCUAUUUCAGCGAGUCGGGGACGGAGGGCUUCCUUAUGCGGCACUGGCAGACCAACUUCAUCAAAGGACAGGAAAAUCCCGCCUACCGGCUUCGAGAAGAUUUUUUUGUACAAUCUCGGCCACGUCUAGGUCUCGGUUGGAAUUCCCCGCUUUUUCGCUACAAUCAUCGAACCAAACAAUUCGACAAAUACCUGUCAGAUGUCCGUGUAUCUGGAGUAAGCCAGCCAGUCACUGACUCUAUCAUUGCAGACGUGCUGCGAUGUGGUACAAACAUGCAAUAUGCUCGGACCUUUGCAGGAAAUCUACAUACCAAGUUGAAGGACCUGGCGUCCGUCUUUGCCUUGCGUGAUGCCAUUGCUGUUAGCCUAUACCAUCUGGAGCGCCAAAUCAUCGGCCAUUCAGAUAACGUUGCUCCCCUCUUACAAGCGACCAUAUUGUUCAAUCGCUGCGGAGACCUGAUCGAGGCCUUGGCAGAUAUUGUAAGGGCAGUCGAAAAGGCCAACUCAGAUGCCCAGCGUUCUUUGCCCAGAAGUAUGGCUGGAUGGAAAAUUAGUGUGCAAGAAAUUGUUGUUCGGGUGACUGAACCUUGGCUAGCAUUCAUUGAAGGCUGGAUUGGGCUUCGACCCGAGGAAUCAUCACUGAAACGAACUAUAAUUAACGGCAAAACGUUCCUUGAAGUCGAGCGACACGAUGAUCCGACCAAGUUCAAGACUGGUCGCUCAAGGGUUGAAUACUCGUAUCGUCAAGAACAUAUGCCGUCAUUUAUACCUGUUGAUCAGGCGCAGCUGAUUUUCGAGAGCGGCAGAAGUCUGCGAUUGCUUAAAAAGUCACACCCGCAUCACCCUAUUGCUCGGCAUGACGUUCUUGCACGGUCCGGUCAUCUUCAUUUGCACUAUUAUGAAGCGAAGCUUCGCGCCGAGAUAUUGAGAUACCAUAGGGGAGAAUUGACAGAGACAACAUUCUUCGAGCCCUCUGCCCAGGACCUUGAGAUUAACAAUGAUGAAAUCGUGGGAAACACUUUUGAAAUCUUUGACAUUGACGACAAGAAGCAUGUAUCGGACGUUGCGAUGAAUCAAACAACGCUAUCGAACGACAGGGUCAGUGACAUGCUCCAGAAAGCCAGGGGCGAGCUUGGUUUCAGUGAUGCAGGAACACGUUUUGGGCCUGAGUUGGCAUCUGAGUCUAUCUAUCAUUUGCUCCAGUAA
Molecule: messenger RNA, 1248 nt
Organism: Penicillium verhagenii
Lineage: Eukaryota; Fungi; Ascomycota; Eurotiomycetes; Eurotiales; Aspergillaceae
Exons: 3
Coding region: 1-1248 (415 amino acids)
Source: RefSeq, a predicted model, not a curated record